Callorhinchus milii (elephant shark) is the source of this 1284-nucleotide messenger RNA. Its product is annotated as melatonin receptor type 1A-like. The transcript is spliced from 2 exons. Gene Ontology annotation, biological process: G protein-coupled receptor signaling pathway. Gene Ontology annotation, molecular function: melatonin receptor activity. Bases 18 to 971 code for a protein of 317 amino acids. Gene Ontology annotation, cellular component: membrane. The record is from RefSeq and is a predicted model, not a curated record. NCBI's taxonomy places the organism in Eukaryota, Metazoa, Chordata, Chondrichthyes, Chimaeriformes, Callorhinchidae.
GGACAAUGUGACGAGCGAUGAAUGAGAGUAAAGUGGUGGUGAAAGAUCUGUGGAAUGGGGAGCCAGGGACACUGGCUGCUAGACCUCGUUGGGUGGUCAGCACCUUGGCCAGUGUCCUCAUCUUCACCAUCCUGGUGGACAUCCUGGGCAAUUUAUUGGUGGUCGUGUCCGUCUUCAGGAACAAGAAGCUUCGGAAAUCAGGUAAUAUUUUUGUGGUGAGCCUGGCGAUUGCGGACCUCGUGGUAGCGAUCUACCCUUACCCUCUGGUGCUGAUCGCAAUAUUUCACAAUGGAUGGAACCUGGGCUACAUCCACUGUCAGAUCAGUGGCUUCCUUAUGGGGCUUAGCGUCAUGGGCUCCAUCUUUAACAUCACCGCCAUCGCCGUCAACAGGUACUGCUGCAUCUGCCACAGUUACACGUACGACAAGAUCUUCAGCAACAAGAACACCCUGUGCUACGUGGUGUUGGUCUGGGCGUUGACCUGCCUGGCCAUUGUCCCCAAUUUCUUCGUGGAGUCCCUCCAGUAUGACCCACGUGUGUAUUCCUGUACCUUUGCCCAGUCGGCCAACUCCCUCUACACUGUCAUCGUGGUGGUCAUUCACUUCAUCCUGCCGAUCAGCACCGUCUCUUAUUGCUACCUGAGGAUCUGGAUCCUGGUCAUCCAGGUCAGGAGACGCGUCAAGCCUGACAACGGGCCAAAGAUCAACCCCCACGACUUCAGGAACUUCCUCACCAUGUUUGUCGUGUUCGUCUUGUUCGCUGUGUGCUGGGCUCCGCUGAACUUUAUUGGCCUAGCUGUGGCUAUCCACCCACACCUAGCAGCCCUGAUACCUGAGUGGUUGUUCAUCGCCAGCUACUUCAUGGCCUAUUUCAACAGCUCCCUCAACGCUAUCGUGUACGGGGUCUUGAACCACAACUUCCGCAGGGAAUACAAACGUAUAAUAAUGGCCAUCGUCAAACUGCCCUGUUAGAAGAACUUCAACGCAACCUUGCAGAUACUUGGCUCGAUGGGCAACCUUGCCCUCGAGAACGUUGAUGGACUCGGAAGAAGAGGACAGGGCUUCAAACUCUCCACCUCGUCUCCCCAUCAUUCGUUUGGUUCGGUUGGUUUGUGGCCGGCAGAUGUCUUUUAUUCAUCCAUUUAUCAUUGAAUACAAUACCAAAUUCGUCUAGCACCUUUCACGUCGGGAAUGUGAAUGAGUCCCAACACAAAAGGCAGAAAACCUCUAGCACAUUAGCAACUGGAGGCCAUUCAGCCCAUCAACCCUCUUCACCAACAACAAC